Molecule: messenger RNA, 3903 nt
Organism: Amphimedon queenslandica
Lineage: Eukaryota; Metazoa; Porifera; Demospongiae; Haplosclerida; Niphatidae
Exons: 29
Coding region: 274-3903 (1209 amino acids)
Source: RefSeq, a predicted model, not a curated record
CAACUUGAAUUUAUCACUGAAGCUCGACAAUUGCAAGCUCCAUUAUCUUAGAUCGUUAUCACCGAACAAGGCUCUAAAUUUAUCUCUACAUUACCGCAUAUUUCUCAACUAUCCCAGCAGUUGGGUGCUCCAUUCUUCACUACAACACGGAUCGACUGUCACAACUCUUCUUCUUUCCUACUUUCUGUGCAGAUUCCUUUGAUAUUUGGGCCCUUGAAGGGAAAGGCGGCCUCUCCUUGGCAGAGUGGGCUAGUUAUAAAUGAGACAAGAAGCAUGGCCACCCAAAUGACUGUAGGUUCAUCAAUGGCCGACGAGCUAAAAGAGCUCAUCGAGAAUGGGAAACUUACUCCAGAGGCUGCAGUAGCUUAUCAACAGAUGCUCAAUCAGCAAUCUAAAGUCCCCAAUUACGACAUGUACAGGACUAACAGCAUAUCAAAAGGAGAUCAACUCUUUAACUUUCAUGUCAUUCGCUGGACUAAAGGAAGAAAUGUCGAAAGACUUAUUUUACAAUUUGAUUUCGAUACAAAAACAAUCUCGUGCAUACAACACGGAACUAGGACUAAUAAAAUUGAUUUUGAUGAUAUAACAAGCUACCAGAGUGAGGAUGGACUUAGAAUGACCAUUAGCUUUGGAUCAAAGUCUGAAUAUGAGCUUGAUGCUGAUACUCAAGAUGAAAAAAAUAAAAUGAUAAGACUCUUGGCCGAAAUUCAAAGAAAGAAACAACAAACUGAACAGCAGGUCCAUCCUGUAGCUGUUUAUCAAGAAACUCGCGGCGUUUCUUUUGAUAUGGACUCUACUCAACUUUCUCUUGAAGAGGAAGCUGUCACUAGUAAAGGGAUGACUAGUAGUAGCUCUGUCUCUAAUGUUGUUGUCAAGGAAGGCAUUUUAGAAAAAAAGGGACACUCUACUGCUUUCUUCAUGUGGCCUAAACGAUUUGUACGACUAACUGAAGGAGAGAUGUCAUAUUUUAGGCCUGAAGACAGAGAAAAUGCUCUUAACAUCCUUCCACUUAAUUCAACUGUUACUAGUGUUAAAAAAGUUGGUAACAUUGGGAUUGACGUAUUGAUAGAAACUGGGAACAAAUCCUACAGUUUUCGUGUUCCUAUUCCACAAGCAUCAGAAAAAGAAAGAGACAUCUGGUUUGAUGCAAUCAUGAGUUGUAUGUAUACAAGCUCAUGGAAGAGAACAAAAACAAUGAAAGACAUAAAAAGGACCAGUACUAAAACUGGUCUCUCAACAUUUCGAAAUCGUUUCACUCGUCAGCACACCCCAACCAGGGAUCCAGACCCCUCCACUGGGAAUGCUCCCUCUCCUGGGAACGCUCCCUCUCCUGAUAAACCAAAGGGAAGGAUCAAGAGAGCAGCAACAAUAGUUCUUGGUGGCCGAGCCUCGCGGUCUUCUGUCUCUUUUGACGUCAAUUCACCGCUAUCUAGUAGCCCGAAGAAUCAAAGCACUCAAAGUCCGAGGGUAAGGAACUCGACCUUUUUUACUGGUAGCGAGAAAGGCCUUGACAUUGCUGCAAUGUUUGUGCAUCCGUCGCCAGGAGAGGUGGAGCCGCUGAAUUUAAACGGGUUAAAUUUGGGGGAGAUGAUGUCAUUGCUCCAUCAUCACAUCAAUGAGUUGAAUGCUAUGGUACUCCCCAUGACUACUGGUAAAGCAGAAGUGAAUAUGACGAUCAGUAGGGUAGGCAGUAUAAUAGCUGCUAUUGAAGCCACCAUUUCUAGUGAUCCUCAUAAAUUCCCACCGACUAGAACCGCAUCGGUUUCCAUUCCUUCUCGACGCUCAUCUCAAGACGUGACCACACCCACUAGACGCUCUUCAAAGGAUACUUCCUCCAGACGCUCUUCUCAGACAGUCUCUUCCGACCCACCUGUCCCACUUGAGAACGGGAUUGAUAAUACAAGUCACAGCACUGCUUUUAGUCCUACUCAUUCUGACGCCACGCAUCAAAGCACUGAAGAAGUUUUGAGUAUAUCAAGUGUUAAUACUGCCAGUGAUGCUAUCAUUGCCGCUCCUCCUCUCACCGAGACUGAGUCUGAUCCCAUCCUACCAAUUCUUGAAGACGAUCCUUUGCAACAAGACGAUAUAUCUCCCCUUCCUCCUUCCUCUCCUACUAGCGACGUCACUCCUCCUCCUCCUCUAGGAGACAUCUCUCCUCCUCCUCCACUUGCAAUGUCUUUUCUUCCUCCUCGAGUUCCUACGAAAACUCCAAAACAAAAAAUGAAGCCUUUUCAUUGGGCUCCAUUACCUCCCAUGAAUGUUGUCAAGUCCUGUUGGAUGGACUUGAUAAAAUCAGACAAAACCAAUUCGCUUGAUUUGCCUAAACUUGAGACAAUGUUCUGUAAGACUGAGAGAAAUGAAGCACAAGUGGCAGCAAAACAAGGUAUAUUUCUUGCUGGUUUUCAAAUUCAUAAUGACACUAUUGAACGAGAACUAAACAAAAUUGAAGGAGGACUAGAAACUGAACACAUAGUCGCUCUGAAAAGAUUUCAGCCAAGCGUUGAAGAUAAGGAAAUGUAUAAAAAUUAUAAAGGAGACAAGACUAGCUUACAAUCUACUGACCAAUUCUUAAUAAAACUAUGCAAUAUUGAAUUAUUAGAUACAAGGCUGGACCUUCUAUUCACCAUUACAGAAUUCCCUGCGGAAUUUGAUAGCUUUCGACCAAUACUCACUCUUGCUUGUAGUGCUUGCAAGGUAUUGAACGAAAGUAAGAGUUUCAUCAGUGUGAUGGAGUAUGUGCUUGCAAUGGGUAAUUAUAUUAAUGCUAAUACCAAGAAAGGUGGAGCUUAUGGAUUCAAACUAUCAUCACUAACAAAGUUAAUAGAGUUCAAGGCUCAGGACUCAAAGCAUACACUGUUGCAUUAUUUAGUUGAACUUUUGCACGAGAAUGACACAGAGCUGUUGUCCUUUCAUGAAGAGAUGGACUGCAUUGUGAAAGCUGCUGAUACUGAAAUCUCAACAAAGAGUAUCCUAGCAGAAUUAGAAGUCAAACAGAGGCAGUUGACAAGGAUAGAAAGAGAUGUCAAUAAGAUAAUGGAGCACAAGUCGCUAGCAGAAUCUUGCUCUAGUCUACAAAGCGAAGUAAUGAAAUUUGUAAGAACUUAUCGCGAGGAAAUCUCAACCCUUGAUGACAGAGGAAGAGAAAUGACUGAAACAUAUAAAGCUAUAUUAGAGAAGUUUGGCGAGCCUCCUUCGACGGAUAGUGAGGAUUUGUUCAGUCAUGUUGCAAUAUUUAUAAAGCAGUUCAGAAAUGUGAAGAAAGAGUUAUAUCCUCCUCCUAAGCCAUCGCCUAAAGUUCCACGACACAGAUCAAAUGCAAUGGAUUCUACUGAGCCUACGUCACCCAAUAAGACAAAGCAACCAGUUAGAGGACCCCAAGUGUUACCAGAUGAAAAGACUCAAGAGAUUUCAUUAUCUUCUGGGGAGAAGUCAAGCAAGUUCUCAAAUUCAUCAAGUUCAAGACGAUCGGUUCACAAAGCAAUGAGUUUUGAUGUUAUUGAUGGAGGAGCAGCUCCACCCACCGUGACUGAGAUCAAUGAAAGUGCUAAUGAAUUGAGUACACUUGCCAAAAUCAAGAAUAGAAGAGGUGGAACAGUGAAAAAGGUCCCUCCUCCAUCGAAAGAUGGAUUCCUAAUGAAGAAAGCAAGAGAGAAGAGGCUUCUGGGCUCAGAAUGGCAGAAGCGUUACUUCCAAUUGGAGAUGGGACAGCUUCAUUUCUCAGACGGUAAAGGACAGAAGAACAAGCUAAGCGACUCUAUAAUACUCCAAGGGAUUCCAAUAGCACAGAGCAUGGAGGAUCCAUUGAUAAUCGAAAUACAUGCUAAACCAAUCCUGUAUAUCAAAGCAUCCAGUAUUGCUGAAACACAAGAAUGGUACAAGACACUACUUGAGCAUCAGAAAUGA